Molecule: messenger RNA, 3265 nt
Organism: Xyrauchen texanus (razorback sucker)
Lineage: Eukaryota; Metazoa; Chordata; Actinopteri; Cypriniformes; Catostomidae
Gene: rab1ba
Product: zRAB1B, member RAS oncogene family a
Exons: 6
Coding region: 297-902 (201 amino acids)
Molecular function (GO): GTP binding; GTPase activity
Source: RefSeq, a predicted model, not a curated record
AGCCAUAUUGCACUUCGAGCGACGGGCAGAAAGGAAGGAAGAAACGGCAGAACAAUAUACCCGUGUUUUCUAUUACACGAUCAGUAAUGUCCGUCAAGUGACCCAAUUUAACUAGAAGACCGUGUUGAGGUGCGAACGGAGGGGGUAAAUCAGAGGAAGUUGCCCCAGUGCCUCGGAAUUCUAGAGGGGCAAGCCAUCAUCAUCAUCAUCAUCAUCUGCUCGGAGAGAAAAGAGGAAGAGUCAGAUCUCCUGCUGAAUCUAACGAAACCACGCACGCACACACACACACACACACAAUGAAUCCAGAAUAUGAUUACCUGUUCAAACUGCUCCUCAUCGGUGACUCUGGAGUGGGGAAGUCGUGUCUUCUGUUGAGAUUUGCUGAUGACACAUACACAGAGAGCUACAUCAGCACCAUUGGCGUGGACUUCAAGAUCCGCACUAUUGAACUGGAUGGCAAGACCAUUAAGCUCCAGAUUUGGGAUACUGCAGGCCAGGAAAGGUUUCGCACCAUCACCUCCAGUUACUACCGAGGAGCUCAUGGCAUCAUUGUGGUCUAUGAUGUCACAGAUCAGGAGUCGUAUAACAAUGUGAAACAGUGGCUGCAGGAAAUAGACCGCUAUGCAAGCGAGAAUGUCAACAAGCUGUUGGUGGGGAACAAGUGUGACCUUACCACCAAGAAAGUAGUGGACUACACAACAGCCAAGGAAUUUGCUGAUUCUUUAGCCAUACCCUUCCUUGAAACGAGCGCUAAGAAUGCCACAAAUGUAGAGCAGGCCUUCAUGACUAUGGCUGCUGAGAUCAAGAAACGCAUGGGCCCUGGAGCGACAACUGGAGGAGACAAACCCAACCUGAAGAUUGAGAGCACUCCUGUGCAGCAGUCUGGUGGCGGCUGCUGUUGAAGAACCGGAGCACACAACCAUCCCUUCCCUCCUCAAACACAUUUUCUCACACCAAAAAGCAUUCUCAUGGGAGGAACCACUACAUCAAGAGCCAAUGUUCUGACCACCUUACGGCUACGUUUUGAAAUUAAUCUUCUUUUAUGACAUCACAGUCUUCUUGUUUUUACUCUCUUGCCUCCCACUUUUCAUAGACACCUCCCCCUCUUCUUAGCCAUGUUCUUUUUCCUGUACAUCUGCUGCGCCUACAUUAAUAGCCCCAUCCACACCCGUAGCCCCACCCCUUUGAACUUCAAAUCCAGGAUGGAGCUUUUGUACAUUUCAAAUGUUCACAAAUAAAGAUAAGUCUUUGAUGAGAGAAAAUAUAGGGGCGAUGCUCAAUUCUAUUAAACUCCAUUGGAGAGGUUUAAAUUGAAGUUAACCUAUCUCUAGUAUUUCUAAUUCACACAUGUGCACACAAGCUAUCAUGUACAAACUUGAAUGAUUGAGGUUAUGUGUGUGAGGGCAUGGCUUCUUUGGCUGAAUCGUUCAACAAGAAGUCAACAGCGCAUACAAAGUUGGCAAUAUUCUAUUUGUUCUCAUCCUACUAGUUUAUUAUUGUUAUUAUGGUGAUUUUUAAGACUGAUUUUUUUCCUGUAGUUUUUGUGUUUUCUAAUGAAGGCUUUGUACAAAGACUUACUGCUGUCAAAUGUCCUCAUCUGGUCGGGUGAUGGGGAGUGUUAAGGUUGGUUGAUGAAAGCUACUGUUCCCUCUGUUACCUCAAUGACCUUCACUUCUUUUGUCCAAACUGAACACCUCAGUUUCUUGAACUUGGCACAUGUCGAUGAGGUUGUUUCCUCCCAUUUGCAGCAGUUUUGGGGAUUUAGUUUGGAACCUCUACAUUUUGAUAUCCAUUAAUCAUCUUGUUGGGUUGGAUGUGCUCAGAAGCCGCUAAAACUUGUGCUCCCAAAACGGUCCAUCAUGCAUCCUAAGUGUGUGCAUUCAAGGUAUAUGCGUGUAUUUAUUUCCAUACGGUAAAAAUAUUAGCAUAUUUGUGGAGGGCCUUAAUUUUGCCAACAAUUAAAGUGUCAGUUAUUUGGAAUUGGUUUGGUGUGUUUGUGCGAAUGCAUUGUGUUACAUCUGAAUGAAGGAAUAUUGGGAUUGACUGGCCUUGCACAGAAGACCGGAUAUGAUAUACCAUGUUCCUUAAUGAAAAAUAUCCACAUGGAUUCUAGACUUCAGACCUUACAGUGAAUCGAUCUCUGUGGAUACCUACAGUCAUUUGGGACCUUUCUCAAGAACUUAUAAGUAAAGGAUCUAGAAUAUUACUGCAGAAAUUUGUUCGAAUGUUGCCUUGGGUGAUUUGAUAGGUUCAAAUGGAUGAUGAAGGGCAACCCAGGGCCCAUAUGCCCAUCUCCAUGAGGUUAAACAUCAGUCUUAUUCAGCAGAUUUCGAACACUGACUCAACUGGUGAUUGCGAUUGAGUCCUACUAUCCUCUGUUGGCCUGUUUUAUUAUUUACAACUUGGAUCUAGAAAAGCAUAGAUAAACUUUACUAGUAUUAGUGUGUCACUCUGUCUUAAUUAGGAUAGAUUCACCGUCAUGUUUUUGGAUCACUUAAUGCACAUCGAGUCAGCGUAAUCUAGUUUUGACACCACUAACACUUGCCAGUGCUAAUUUUCAUCACUAACUUUCUGUGGUGGAUUUGCUUGUAGUAUUUUGUACCUGAAUUGGUAACGUUGGGCUGGAGGGAGCAGUAGCAGGGAUGUGGGUGUGCGUGCAAUGGCCAGGAAUGGGGGAUGGGCAAGGGGCAACUGUGUUUGGGAACAUUCCUUUUGAUUUUAAAAUGUGCAGAUCCAUUGUGGAUCUUGAUUUAUGUCUGUGUGAAAUUAAACUGUAUAAGAAAGUCUCAUUUAAAACUCCCACACAUUAAAAACAAGUGCUUUUUCUGGGAUGCGUUCUUAACGGUCCUUUUGUUUUCUCAGAAGGUUUGCUGUUCUACCCAUUUUUUUUUUUAUUAUUUGGUCUAUGAAUUUAAGUGUUUUGUGCUGUGUCUCAGUUAUUGGAAGGAUUAGUGGGGUACCAUGUGGGGAGUUGAUGGGUUGGGGAGGGUUGCUUAUGAAUGUGAGGGAAAGUUCUAAUGGUUUUUGUCUUUAUUUCAUUUCUACUUUUUACCCAAAAUAUUUGCACAUCUCAUUUUUGAAUUAGGACACGGCGAUGAUAAAAUGGCGAGCACCUCUUUUGUAGUUUCCCUGUCUUACGCACACUCUUUCUCUCCACCCCCUUUGCUUGCUCACUCUGGUGCUCUGUUUCAUAGUUGGGUUUGAUCUUGUUUUCUCUUCUCUGUACAUAUUAUAAAUAUAUAUAAUAAAAAUGAUCAACUUGAGA